GGUAUUUUCUGUAAUUCAACUUGCGGUCACACUGUUCAUGGUGCAAAAGUAAACAAACAGCAAAAUUUCGCAAAACAGCGAAUAUUUCAAAAUAGUGGCGCUAAGAAUGUGAAACAAUGUGCAGAAUUUGCUUAAGAAACUUGUAAGGUGCUGAGUAAGGAAAUUUUAGUGAAUGCAAAGCCCUAAGUGUGAGUUUACGAUAAAGCAAUGAACUUAAACGACGACUCAGAUGAGGUAGAGAAAAGGCGCGCCAAAUAAGUUUGUUUUGAAUUUGAAACUAGCACUUUGGGAUUGGUGCUAUUGCACAAUUAAAGCUUUAAUGGCUUAUUUCUUAAAUCACUGUGCAUCUGGCAAUUAGCCAAGUGAAUGCCCACUGCCAAUUACAAUGUAAACAAUGGAAUGAGACUCACCUGGCCAUGGCCCACCUUACCAUGACCCAUUUUCAACAUGUGCAACAGUUGUGUGUUUUUGUGCGAUUUGUGUGUCUUGCGCAGUGAGUGGCAGCGUGUCAUCAAUGAAUGAAACCGGACAACAGACGCAACGGCGACAGUUGAAUCGAUUUUCCAAGGCUACUUGCAACGACAAGCUCUCAGUUACAUUUGAAGCGGCGCCUCGCACGGUUGCAGUUCUUGUUCUUGACGCUUGAUGGGGCAUUCAGAAAAAUUUGCAUAGACUUACAUAAGGCAGGCAGCAUGUCUUGGAAGUUUGUGGGCCAGCCCAAGGCGGGCACUGAGACCGCUCUAGAGGCUUGCGACUAUUUUGUCGAUGAGGUCAUUGAGGUCUCCGGCGGACGGGAUGCGCGUGAAGAAGUGCGUCAGAUCAAGCAUGGUGAACUGCGGGCGGCGGUCAGUGCUGGAGAUGAACGCACAGUGCGUGUGCUGCUCGAGGCGCUGGGCAGAGAGCGACAGAUCAUUGUCAAUAUGGCACCAGCGGGCGCCAAUACGUUGCUUUUUCUCGCCUGUCAAUCCGGCUUUGAGAGCAUCACACAGCGUUUACUAGAUGCAGGCGCCGAUGGACGCUCGCAUGCGGUGACCAAAUACUCACCUCUUUAUGCUGCUGUGCACAAUGGUCACUAUGGCAUUGCCAAGCUGAUGCUGGACCGCUUUCCGGAGCUCAUACAACAGGCCACUGUGGAGCGUUGGCUGCCGUUGCAUGCCGCUUGCAUAAAUGGGCAUAUCAAGCUAUUGGAGCUGAUUAUUGGCUUCGCAUAUCCCGACUACCUCUAUCAAACAUAUCGCGAUGAGGAGGGCCAAUGGGAAUGGCGUCUGCCCUUUGACGCCAAUGCCCAGGAUGUGACGGGCCAAACCAGUUUGUACAUUGCCAGUUUGCUGGGCAACAAGCAGCUGCUGGGCGUGCUGCUCAAGUGGCAACUGCGCUGUCGUCGCACGAUCAGCGUUGAAGAUGGAAGCAGUUCUACAACUAGCGCCACAGCGGGACAAUCCACGCCCAUAACGCCUACACGCAAACGCAUUUCCUUUGGUAUUCAAGCAAUUAUGUCCAAGCUGCACAUAUCUGGCGAAGGCGACACACUGGAGGCACAAACGUUGCCCGCUGAGCAGGAGUCUCAACGUUGCCCAAUACACAUCAAUUUGUUGUGUGGAGCAGCGCGAGAAACAGCUCUGUUGGCAGCGGUACGUGGCGGUCACUUGGAUGUGGCACAAGCGUUGCUGCAGCAUGGCGCUAAUCCCAAUAUUGUGGCCAAGCCCGUGGAGGAUCACAACGAUCCCAAGUGCAGCGAGGAGAUCUACGGUUUAAGCAAUGUGCCCAUUGCCGAGGCGUGCAAACAACGUUCGUUGGCCAUGCUGGAUUUGCUGCUGAAGUUUGGCGCACGCGAUGAUAAUGGCACCGCGAUUAGUGUGGCGAUUGCUAGUGAGGAUGAGGCGUUGCUCAGUCGUCUGUUGGCGCGUCGAGUGCAUCCCGAUUCGGACUACAAGAUCAACAAGAAGGGUUUGCCUACGCCGCUGGAGGUGAAUGUGUUCCUGCCCUCGGCUAGCAAUAUUUCGUACAGCGCCAUGUUCCCAAAUGUGCCCACCAUCAUUGAUUGGCACAGUCUCAGCAUGAACGUUCAGCUGCCCUUUGUGCGCUGCGAGUGGCUGGUUAGCGGUGUGCUGCAGCUGAAUCCCAAGCUCACCUCGCAUCCCAGGCUCAACGAGGUAGCGCUCACGGCCAUCACGCGCAUCGAUUUUUCUCACAACGUGCUCACCAGCAUUCCGCCAGAGCUAUUCAAUCUGGUUAGCCUCAAGUAUUUGAAUGUGGCGCAAAACAAAAUCACAGAGCUGCCUGCGCCGCUGGCCAAGAGCUACAAUUGCCCCGUGCUGGACGAGCUCUUUCUGCAGGACAAUCAGCUGACUUCCUUGCCGGCAGCGAUCUUCCAGCUGCCCGCUUUAACUAUACUGGAUAUCUCCAACAAUAAGCUGCAACAGUUGCCCUUUGAUAUGUGGCGUGCACCGAAGCUGCGUGAACUGAAUGUGGCCUUCAAUCUGCUGCGUGAGCUGCCUGUUCCGCCCAUGCAGACAAGUGGUUCACUGCUGAGUCUGGACAAGCUACAGCUGCUGCAGUCUUUUGACGAGCCUUCGUCCAAUAAGCCGCACACACUUUGCCAGCAGACGCUAACGCAUCGCAAUCUGUGGUCCACAACGCUGGACAUAACGGACAAUGAUUUGAAGUGGCAACAGGAGCAGGAGCAAGAGCAGGAACAGGCAGCGAUUGAUGGCAAAGCGCCACCACAUGGCGCUUCACAGUUGAGCAGUCUCAACAUAGCCAACAAUUUGUUCACCAGUAUUCCAGCUGCGUUGCCUUGUCUCGCUGUCAACUUGACGCGGCUAAACAUGAGCUACAAUAGUCUGCGUUCCAUGGGUCAUGUGACCAGUUAUCCAGCCACAUUAAAGCAGCUCGACUUGAGUCACAAUGAGAUCUCGUGUUGGCCCAGUUUGCCACGCAUCACCGACUCCGAUCCGAAUCUGCUGUGCUACAGUUAUGUGCAGUUACCGGAGGGCAGCAGCGAUGAGCCCAUCUACAAGACACCGGCCAAGGGCAGCAGUUGCAGCUUUCGCGCUUCGGUGCUGAAGAGCGUUUGCCGGCAUCGACGGCACUUGAGACUAGAGGCGUUGCGCACCUUAAUCUUGGCCGACAAUUUGCUGACACGCAUUCAAUUGUCCACAGAUGAUGCAACGACGUUGUUCAACGAGAGCGAAGAUGCCGAUUGGAGUGUGGUGGGCGUGAACAAGUCCAAGGUGAUAUUUCCCAAUCUUUCCAUGCUGGAUAUGACCAACAAUUGUCUCAAGGAAAUACCUGCUUCAUUGCACGAGCUCAGCAGCUUGUCAGUGUUGAAUAUAAGCGGCAAUGUGCAGAUUACCGAAUUGCCACCACAUCUUGGAUUGCUCUCGAGGCUAUGGAACCUAAAUACACGUGGUUGCCUGCUGCAGGAGCCCUUGCGUUCGAUGAUCGAGAGCAAGAAGCAUAAGACCAUGGACAUUGUGGGCUAUCUAAAGUCCAUCUACGAGGACGCGCAGCCCUAUGCACGGAUGAAGCUCAUGGUUGUGGGUUCUUGCGGCAUUGGCAAGACGACACUGUUGGAUCUACUGCGUCAGGGCGUGGGCAGCGGCUCGAGUAGCGCCAGCGCACAUCGUUCUCGUGCCAAUGAGAAUCAUUGGGCCAAACGCAUGGGACACUCGCGCAGCACAUCGCGUUCACAGCGACGCGCAAAUAUCUCCACGGUGGGCGUCGAUAUUGGCACCUGGAUCUGUGAGAAACGGAAACGCGCGACGGGCUGUCAAGCGAUUGUGUUUCGCACCUGGGAUUUUGGCGGCCAGAAAGAGUAUUAUGCCACGCAUCAAUACUUUCUGUCCAAACGCAGUUUGUAUCUAGUGCUGUGGCGCAUUAGUGAUGGCCACAAAGGCCUGGCGGAGUUGCUGCAGUGGUUGGGCAACAUUCAAGCAAGAGCACCUAAUUCGCCAGUGCUCAUUGUGGGCACACAUUUCGAUACGGUGGGUGAGUCCAUCUCAGCGCAACAAGCGGAGCAGCUGCAGCAGUUGAUACGUGAAAAGUUCAUAGCGAUUCCGGAUGCCGAGAAGAUUGGAUUACCGCGCGUCAUUGAUUCCAUUGAGAUCAGCUGUCGCACGAUGCACAACAUCCAUUUGCUGGCCAACAUAAUCUACGACACGGCUAUGCAACUGCGUUCGCCGGGUUCCAAGGAGCCCAUGUUGCUGCAAAAGAUUCCCGCCAGUUACAUUGCUCUGGAGGAUAUUGUGAAUGUGAUUGCCUGCAAUUUGCGUGCGGCUGGACGUGAUCCUGUGCUCGAUGCAGAGCAGUAUCGCAGUAUCGUCACCGAACAAAUGCGACUGCAUAAUUAUAAGAGUUUCCGGGAUGCUGCCGAGUUGCAGCAGGCGACGACGUGGUGUCAUGACAACGGCAUACUCUUGCACUAUGAUGAUGCCACACUCAGGGAUUACUAUUUCCUCGAUCCCCAGUGGCUGUGCGAUAUGCUGGCGCAUGUUGUGACGGUGCGUGAGAUUAAUCCAUUUGCACCUACGGGCGUGAUGAAGCUAGAUGAUCUGCAGCUGCUGUUUCGCAGUGUGCAUGCCCAGGGCAAUGGCAAUCGCAGUUAUAUAGUCAGCUUGCUCAACAAGUUUGAGGUUGCCUUGACUUGGGAUUCGCGUACCUUGCUCAUUCCCUCAUUGCUGCCGCUGCAGGAGGCGGCUACCUAUAAUGAUGGCACUACGGUGAAACUUCUACAGCGCGUGCGUGGACGUAGUCACAAUUUGGGUUGCUCGGUGUCGCAGGAAUUAAAUCUGAAUAAACUGAUCUAUGAGCAGCACUCGCCACGCACGCCAUCAACUGCGGGAGGUUUGCCCAGCCAAGGCUUGCGUCGCAUGCUUUUGAUGACUUACUUUCCCUCGGGCUUCUGGUCGCGUUUGAUCACGCGAGUGCUUGCCGAUGAGCAGAUCAUUGAGGCCAUACGUGGUGUCUACGUUGCUGCACAAGAUAAAUAUUUGGACUUUGAUUUGCGCGGCUCGCUGGAGCAGGAUACACAGUGGAAUCUUUGGCAGACGGGCGUGGCGCUUUACUAUGGCCCCAUCCUCAUAUUUCGUAUCUGGGAGGUGCCUUUCCAAAGUACUGAGCGCACGCAGCCUUUUCGCACCGCCAGCAAUCGCUUCAAGCUCAAGCUGGAUGGCAUUUGGAGUGAUGUGAAUCUUUGCUCUUCGAGUAUUUUGGACGUCUACUUUCCCCUAUUCAAUGUGAGCAUUUAUCAAGAGUUGGAUGCAGGGGAACGACAACUUCUCGCUGAGCUGCAGCCACAAAUGUCGCAGGUGGCCAAAUUGCUGGCUCUUGUGGUGGAUCACAUUGAUCUCUUGCUGGAGGAUUGGUAUCCAGCGCUGGGCACGCGAUUUGUGCACACUUCCGAGGGUCGUUUUUUGAUCACACGCCUGGUGUUGUGUCCGCGUUGUCUGCGUAAGCUGCAACUUCAGAAUGGAGCAGAACCUGUCGAUCGAGAGCCCAACUUCAAUGGUAAUCGUCCCAGUCGCAGCAGCAAACGUGGCCCAUACUUUCUGCAUGGCGUUGGCGAUCCAGGUGACGAUGGCGCUUUGAAUGUUUUCUCCGCUUAUCUGAAUGCCACGGCGAGCAGAGAACGACACUCUGCGGAUUCCUUGGGCGCUGGCUCCGAUGCUGACUCAGGCGUUGGUCCCGAUUCAGCGUUUUCGUCGCGCAACACUUCCAUUGAUGGUCAUCCGGCUUAUGCCUCACAUCAUCUGCCAGACAACUCGAAUGUCUGCUAUGCUUGGAUGGUCGAAGAGUGCAUUUUAUCGGUAUACAAUCAGAGCAAACUCAGUUGUCCCGUGCAUCUGGAGCAAUCGAUGGCGCAGCUGGCGCCAGAUGUGAUCUUUGCUGAUAUUCCCGACAAGCACACAAUUGCCACUGAGUGCAUCAUCAAAGGUUCACUGCUGGGACGCGGUGCCUUUGGUUUUGUGUUCAAAGCUAGUUGCAAGUUGCGUGGCGCCCGCGCCUUUCGAUCGGUGGCCAUGAAGAUGCUGCAACCGGUGCCGCCAGGUGCGCGUGCCAAGGAGAGCGCUUUGAUGGCCUAUAAGGUGGCGCUGGGUAAAUGGGAUCGAGAUCCUUUGCAGCACUCCUGCAAGGCUUACUGCACCGCUCGCCAGGAGCUAGCCGUGCUGUUGACCCUCAAGCAUCCCAAUAUUGUGCCGCUCGUGGGUAUUUGCAUUAAACCGCUUGCUUUGGUGCUGGAAUUGGCGCCGCUGGGCGGUCUGGAUGCUCUACUAAGGCAGUAUAGACGCAGCGGCGCUCAUAUGGGUCCACAUACGUUCCAGAUGCUUGUGGUGCAGGCAGCGCGCGCCAUAGAGUAUCUGCAUCGUCGUCGCAUCAUCUAUCGCGAUCUGAAGUCGGAAAAUGUGCUUGUGUGGGAGCUGCCGCAACCGCACAGCGAGGAUAGUCCCAGGAAUCAGGUGCAUAUUAAGAUCGCCGACUAUGGCAUUAGUCGUCAGACGGCGGCUGGUCUCAGUGCCAAGGGCUUUGGUGGCACCGAGGGCUUCAUGGCGCCCGAAAUUAUACGCUUUAAUGGGGAGGAGGAAUACACCGAAAAGGUGGAUUGCUUCUCGUUUGGCAUGUUUAUCUAUGAAAAUAUUAGUCUACGUCAACCAUUUGAGGGACACGAGUCCAUCAAGGAAUGCAUAUUGGAGGGCAGUCGUCCAGCGUUGACACAACGUGAGACACAGUUUCCUACCUGUUGUCUCGAUCUCAUGGUGCUCUGUUGGCACGAGCAGCCACGACGGCGACCCUCUGCUAGUCAAAUAGUAUCAAUACUCAGUGCUCCUGAGUGCAUUCAUCUGCUCGAUGUGGUCGCCUUGCCACACAGCGACAAGAUUGUUUGCGGCGCCUUUCAACUGCUGACCGCCGGCUUGGAGGAGGAUCGCUCUGGCCUAGAGUUGUGGUUGCCUGCGUUCGGCUCUCGCAUCGAUAUACUUGAUGUGUCGCCAACAGGCAGUUUGCUGCAGUGCAGCAGCAUUAGCUGUGCACCUCAGCCUCAAGUGGCGGCGCCCAAAACACCAGAGAAUUCGGCAACGUCGCGUGCACGCUCCGCUCAGCGUAUUCCCAAAGUGAAUAUGCUUUGCUGUUGUCUGGUGGGCGAGGCCAUUUGGAUGGGUGAUGUGUCCGGCAAUCUGCAUGCGUACAGCACCACAAGCUAUGCCCAUUUGUUUUCCUAUAUGCUCGAUCCGGCCAUCAAGUCGGCGGUGAUAAGUCUCGUUUAUAUGGAGGGAAUUGCACGCGUUGCUGUUGGAUUGCACAAUGGUCGAGUGUUUCUCGUGGAUGCCAGUCGCAUGCCCAGCAAUUGCGCCUUUGCUGAAGGCUCUUUUGUGCUCACCGAGAUUUGUUCCGGCUUUGUGCUGCACGCCUCCUGCUCGGUGCUCAUUGAUGGCGUCUAUGAGCUUUGGUGCGGGGAGAUUGCGGGCAAAAUCAACGUAUUUCCAGUGAAUGAGGCGGGUGUGUGCGGCCAUCAGGCAUUGUGCCACAGCGAGGAGCCCAAUCUCAUCGAAGAUGUCAAAGUGUCACGCUUGUGUAGCAACGACAGUCAUGUCUUCAGCUGUCUGUAUCCGGGUUGCAUGGUCUAUCAAUGGGGAGCUGCUUCGAAGCGCAUUGAGAACAAAUUGGACUGCUCGAAGCUGCUGCCCUGCUCCGAGUCACUGCAGAGCAUUGCAAUUGACGAGCAUGUGAAUCUAAUUAAAUGUCAAAUCUCCGCAUUGGCCGCACACAACACUGAGCUCUACAUUGGCACCACUUGGGGUUGCCUCAUUGUGGCAGAGUUGCAAACGUUGCGUCCCAUCAGCGUCUUUCGACCCUACGAGAAUGAGAUAAAGGCCAUCAUUACCAUGCGCAAUGCGGGGGUGCCCUUGAUUGCCACGCUUGGUCGGCGCUAUCGCUCUCUAAUCUCACGCUAUGUGGACACAGCUGAGUCGACAUCACGUUCAGCUGGCUCUGUGGUGAGCACACCAACGCAUGGGGCUGCCAAAUCGGUGCCGCCAGCAGAUGUGGACAACCACAUUCAUUGUUUGCUGUGGCGUGCAAAGCAUUGGACCUAAAGAGGAUCUCAAUUCAAUCGUAUAGAAGAAAUACUCUGGCAAUAUUUGUUAAACAAACUAAUAGUAUUUAUUAA
This is a messenger RNA of Drosophila sulfurigaster albostrigata, 8164 nucleotides long. RefSeq names its product leucine-rich repeat serine/threonine-protein kinase 1 (gene Lrrk). Gene Ontology annotation, biological process: protein phosphorylation. Gene Ontology annotation, molecular function: protein kinase activity; protein binding; ATP binding. NCBI's taxonomy places the organism in Eukaryota, Metazoa, Arthropoda, Insecta, Diptera, Drosophilidae. The record is from RefSeq and is a predicted model, not a curated record.